UGCAGCUGAUGCACCUGUCGGCUCCAAUCUAGCAGAAAAGAAUGCCCUCUUUCUCUUCGCGUCUGCAGCUGUCGCACCUCUUCCUCCGCCGCCACCUCCUUCGCCCUCCGCCCUGGCUCCUGGGAUGGACAGCGUCGAUCUCGAGCCUCAAGGUCGCGUGGCGCAAGGACCCGCUGCUGGACGCCGCCAUCGACCGGGACAAGCGGUGGCGGCUCUGCUCUCGCGUGGUCCGCGAGGUUCUCAACGAGCCCGGCCAGACCAUCCCCCUCCGCUACCUCGAGAAGCGCCGCGAGCGCCUCCGCCUCCCCGUCCAUGUCAAGACCUUCCUCACCCGCUAUCCCAACCUGUUCGACCUCCACCUGGCCCCCAUCAAGCCCCGCCAGGCCCCCGUCCCCUUCCUCCGUCCCUCCCCCUGCCUUCGUUCCUUCCUCGACCUCGAUGCCCGCCUCCGAUCCCUCCACGAGCCCCUCGCCCUCGCGAAGCUCUGCAAGCUCCUCAUGAUGUCCCGCCACCGCGCCCUCCCCGCCGAGAAGCUCCUCAACGCUAAGCGCGACUUCGGCCUCCCCGAUGAUUUACUCUGCUCCCUCGUCCCCCGUCACCCCCACCUCCUCCGUCUCGUCCAUGCCACGGGCGAUAGGCCUUUCCUCGAACUCGUCUCCUGGGAAGACGACUACGCGAAAUCCGUCAUCGAGCGGCGGGCGGAGGAGGAGGCGCGGCUCACUGGGGUCCUUAUGCGCCCCAACUUCGACGUCCGCCUUCCACCCGGCUUCUUCCUUAGAAAGGAGAUGCGCGAGUGGACCAGGGACUGGCUGGAGCUGCCCUACGUGUCGCCCUACGCCGACACGUCCGGGCUGCACCCGGCCUCGCCGGAGAUGGAGAAGCGCUCUGUCGGGGUGCUCCACGAGGUGCUCUCUCUCACGCUGCUCAAGCGGAUGGCCGUGCCCAUUAUCGGCAAGUUCUCCGAGGAGUUCCGUCUCUCCAAUGCGUUCGCCAACGCCUUCACGCGGCACCCAGGGAUCUUCUACGUCUCCCUCAAGGGCGGGAUCAAGACGGCGAUGCUGAGGGAGGCCUACGAACGCGGGGACCUCGUGGAUCGGGAUCCCCUGCUGGAGAUAAAGGAUCGGUUCGUGGAGAUCUUGGAUGAGGGACACAAAGUAUAUCUGGAGAGGAUAAAUACCAAGAGGGAGGCGAUGCAGAAGGACUUGGAAUUGAUGGCGAGCAAGAAUGCUGAGCUGCCAGAGGGUGAGGAAGAGAGUGCUGAAACCGAACUACCACUGUAAAGGUAUUUGGUUCAACCUCAGCAAGAUGCAGUUUUGACACAGCAUCUGUACAAUAGCUCGGCAUUUGCACGCUGAGCUAUCUUGUCAGAGAAAGAUAGAAUUCCUUGCAGAUGAAACAAUCGAGGAUCCAAGAACUGGUUGGUAUUGUUAGCCAUUGGUAUAGAUUGAUCAUUGUGAGAAGGUCAAACUUCAGUUCAAUAAGGAGAGUUUAGGGAAGAAGAGAAAGGAUUUUGUUCAUAUUGCGGCCUAAAAGAUUGCCUUCUUAUAUUCACAUGGGAAACUUGUGGCAAUUCAAUUCCAUUUCUAUGAGAAGAGACUUCUUAUCUGCAGGAUCAUUGGGCAAAUAGCCUACCUUGCGAGCAGGGCAAAUAGCUUACCUUGCGAGCAGUAUACUAGGUUUUUUUUUGCAGAUUAAUGGAUAUUGUUGUCAGUCACCUAGAAUCUGGACAUUCUACAACUGGAAAAUGUGUUAAAGAUGGUGAAAGAAGGUGGACAGUAUUGUUAGCAUCAGAUAUUGCAGAAAAAAGAGAAGCCUAAGUGUUGUCAGAAGGUUGAUUAUGGUUACUUUCCUUUUCCUUGCUUUUCAUCAAGAAGCAAUUUUGAGUAGAGUAUCAGUAAAUUGGUUUCCUGCUGAGCAAUCUACUGCUGUUGGUUCCUCUGUGACAUUUUCAUUUUCAUUAGCACAUUGAACCAUCUUUUUGUUUGAUGAUGUAGUUAUCCUGAUGUGGAAAUGCACGUUGGAUCAAAAUUAAAGUAAGGAGUUAUUCCGUAGGGUGGUCAUGCAGAA
Molecule: messenger RNA, 2067 nt
Organism: Musa acuminata AAA Group (dessert banana)
Lineage: Eukaryota; Viridiplantae; Streptophyta; Magnoliopsida; Zingiberales; Musaceae
Product: protein WHAT'S THIS FACTOR 1, chloroplastic
Exons: 3
Coding region: 42-1280 (412 amino acids)
Molecular function (GO): RNA binding
Source: RefSeq, a predicted model, not a curated record